Vigna radiata var. radiata (mung bean) is the source of this 3239-nucleotide messenger RNA. Its product is annotated as alpha,alpha-trehalose-phosphate synthase [UDP-forming] 1. Gene Ontology annotation, biological process: trehalose biosynthetic process. Gene Ontology annotation, molecular function: alpha,alpha-trehalose-phosphate synthase (UDP-forming) activity. Gene Ontology annotation, cellular component: cytosol. The coding region runs from base 269 to 3046 and encodes 925 amino acids. The transcript is spliced from 18 exons. The record is from RefSeq and is a predicted model, not a curated record. Lineage: Eukaryota; Viridiplantae; Streptophyta; Magnoliopsida; Fabales; Fabaceae.
UACACGGGGAUUCCACUAUUCCGCUUUCUUUUCUUUCUAAGUGAUACCAUUAACUUCAACAUUCUUUGUCAUUCAGAUUCUUCAAAAUUUUCCACUCACUUCCCACCUCUUCAUACACAGCUGUUAACUCGCUGUCCAAACACUUCCCAAACAUUUCGCGGACAGGAUUCUCUGUCUCUUGCUUCUCCUCAACGCUACCUCACGGACCGAGGUUGGAAGAAACUGCUGUUGAUUAUUGAAGCGUGGUGUGUUUAGGAAGAACGAGCGUAUGCCUGGGAACAAGUACCCCGGAAACUCGAACCAAAUACCGGGUCGUGUGGAACGGCUUCUCAGAGAGAGAGAGCUGAGGAAGAGUGGGAGAGUGAUUCAGUUGAAGGAGGUGAAUGAGGUCAAUGGGAGCAGUGGUGAGGCUUUCGAGAAGGAGAAGGCGCGUUUGAGGGAAGAAGUGAGCGACGCGGGUGAUGGUGUUGAAGGGAGUAGGGUGAGGAAGGGGGUGGGGGAAGAGAGGCAUGAAACGAAGCCGUUUAGACAGAGGCUGUUGGUGGUUGCUAAUAGGUUGCCGGUGUCGGCGGUAAGGAAAGGCGAGGACGCGUGGUCGUUGGAGAUAAGUGCCGGGGGUCUCGUCAGCGCGUUGUUAGGUGUGAAGGAGUUUGAGGCAAGGUGGAUAGGUUGGGCUGGAGUGAACGUGCCAGAUGAGAUUGGACAGAAGGCACUUACUAAAGCUUUGGCUGAAAAGAGGUGUAUCCCUGUAUUUCUUGAUGAAGAGAUUGUUCAUCAGUAUUAUAAUGGCUAUUGCAACAAUAUAUUGUGGCCCCUUUUCCACUACCUUGGACUUCCACAAGAAGACCGCCUUGCCACCACGCGCAGUUUUCAGUCUCAGUUUGAGGCAUAUGAGAAAGCAAAUCAGAUGUUUGCUGAUGUUGUAAACAAGCACUAUGAAGAGGGUGAUGUUGUUUGGUGCCAUGAUUACCAUCUUAUGUUCCUUCCAAAAUGCCUAAAGAAACAUAACAAAAAAAUGAAAGUUGGAUGGUUUCUCCACACCCCUUUCCCAUCUUCUGAAAUUCACAGGACACUGCCAUCUCGUUCAGAGCUCCUGCAUUCCGUUCUCGCUGCUGAUUUAGUUGGUUUUCACACCUACGAUUAUGCAAGACAUUUUGUUAGUGCCUGUACUCGCAUCCUUGGACUUGAAGGUACACCUUAUGGGGUUGAGUAUCAAGGGAAGCUAACUCGAGUUGCUGCAUUUCCAAUUGGGAUAGACUCGGAACGAUUUAUACGAGCUCUUGACCUUCCCGCAGUACAAGAUCACAUCAAAGAACUACAAGAAAGAUUUAAAGGCAGAAAGGUAAUGUUAGGUGUUGAUCGCCUUGAUAUGAUUAAAGGAAUCCCGCAGAAAAUUCUAGCAUUUGAAAAAUUUUUGGAAGAAGAUCCUUAUUGGCGUGAUAAAGUUGUUCUACUACAAAUCGCUGUCCCGACAAGAACAGAUGUUCCUGAGUAUCAAAAGCUUACAAGCCAGGUUCAUGAAAUAGUUGGGCGCAUCAAUGGCAGAUUUGGAACGUUGACUACGGUUCCUAUACAUCACUUGGAUCGCUCACUUGAUUUUUAUCAACUAUGUGCUUUGUACGCUGUUACUGAUGUAGCACUAGUCACUUCUUUGAGGGAUGGAAUGAAUCUUGUCAGCUAUGAAUUUGUGGCCUGCCAGGAGAAAAAGAAAGGGGUUCUCAUUCUUAGUGAAUUUGCCGGUGCUGCACAGUCUCUUGGGGCUGGGGCAAUUCUUGUCAACCCGUGGAACAUUACAGAAGUUGCGGCUGCAAUUGCCAGGGCUCUGAAGAUGCCAUCUGCAGAAAGAGAAAAGAGACAUAAGCAUAAUUUUCUUCAUGUAAAAUCCCACACUGCUCAAGAAUGGGCAGGAACCUUCGUAAGUGAACUAAAUGACACUGUUAUUGAGGCACAACUAAGGACAAGACAAGUUCCACCUCAACUUCCAACCAAGACUGCAAUUGAAAGUUAUCAGCAAUCAACUAAUCGAUUGCUCAUCUUGGGAUUCAGUGGAACUUUAACUGAACCAGUCGAAAAAACAGGUGAUCAGAUUAAGGAAAUGGAACUUAAGGUGCAUCCAAAACUGAGACAACCCUUGACAGCACUAUGCAGUGAUCCAAAUACCACAGUUGUUGUGCUCAGUGGAAGUGGUAGACAAGUCCUGGAUGAUAACUUCAAAGAAUAUGACAUGUGGUUGGCGGCUGAGAAUGGAAUGUUUUUACAUCCUUCAAAGGGUGAGUGGAUGACGACAAUGCCAGAGCAUCUGAAUAUGGAAUGGCUUGAUAGUGUGAAGCAUGUUUUUGAGUACUUCACAGAAAGAACACCUCGGUCACAUUUUGAUUUUGAAGAAAGAGAAACUUCACUUGUAUGGAAUUACAAAUAUGCAGAUGUUGAGUUUGGAAAGCUUCAAGCAAGGGACAUGCUGCAGCAUCUCUGGACAGGUCCAAUUUCUAAUGCAUCAGUUGAAGUUGUUCAAGGGAGUCGAUCUGUUGAGGUGCGAGCUGUUGGUGUUACGAAGGGAGCAGCCAUUGACCGCAUCUUGGGUGAGAUAGUGCACAGUAAAUCAAUGACAUCACCAAUUGAUUAUGUUCUUUGCAUAGGACAUUUUCUGGGGAAGGACGAAGAUAUUUAUUCAUUUUUUGAGCCAGAUCUUCCUUCUAUUGGUGUGGGUCUUCCACGAAGCAAGGUAACAUCAGAUGGAGCUAAGUUUCCUGUUGAGAGGAAACCAUGUUUAAAGGAACCACCAACUAAGAGCGGACCAAAGUCAUCUCAAAAUAAGGCAACACGAGCAGUGUCAAAUUCUGAGAAGAAAUCAAACAAUCAUAUCUCCAUUACACCACGAAGGGCAGCACCUGAAAAGGUUUCAUGGAACGUCCUCGACCUUAAGAAAGAGAAUUACUUCUCUUGUGCCAUUGGACGAACUCGAACAAAUGCUCGGUAUACGCUUGAUUCAUCCGAUGAUGUUGUUUCAUUUCUGAAGGAACUAGCUAAUGCUUCUGUCCGAACGUAGAAGUGAGUCAAAAUACUGCACCUUGGCACAGGGAGAAAGGAUUCAGCAGAGUCCAAUUCAGUGCGAUCACUCUUCCACGCAUUCACACAUUCAGUAUAUUUAUAACUGUUGCGUGAAAAUCAGAAUGUUUAUCUCAUACGUGUUUUACAUCAGUCUGCUUAUAAAAUAUGAGUCAUCAGAACUUCAUCCCACA